CUGCGGCCCUCGCGAUUCCCACUGGCAGACCUUACGAAGUCAACUGAGAGCAUUGUAUACGUGUCCAUAUAAGGCGACCGAAGGUACAGGAAACACCGAGAUUGACUGCGACUCUCACAGCGUAUGGUGCAGCCUUACAGACCCUCCAGAAUCCUUGCAGAUCUCAAGCACGCGCCUUGUGCACACUCGUAGCAUGCACCGCCUCAUAAUGGAUCACGACGAGCAUGAGCACGUCCUGGAUCUCUCUGACGUUGUCCAUGACGAGCCGCUGGUCGACGACGACAUCCAGCACUUCUCCAGUUCUACAUCCGAAAGCAUGUCGCCUCGCUCGUCUGAACACUUCUCACCUGGAGGGCUUUCCCUCGACGCUGAGCUAGAAGCCUUGCACGACUCUGGCCCAGACGCCCAUUCUCAUGGUCACCUAUCCCUUUCUGGCCCAGGCGUUCCUUCUUUCUCCGUCGAACAGCUUGAACGCGAAAUUACGAGCCUUUUUGACCAGAAUACAUCAAGUAUCAACCUACCAGGAUUGGCUGCAGUCCUGCAGGCAGCACAUGCUCAGGCGGAAGAGAAGGAGCGUGCAGCUGAAGCACUAGCCGCCAGGAAUCCGGAGUUCGCGCGGUGUCGGGAGGAGGAAGAGCAUGUAAAGAACCGAACACGGACGGCACCCGCAUUCCACUCUCUGACCGCCGACGAGGACAUCCUCCUGACUGGCAGAAGCGGUUCUGCCAGCGGACACACGACGGACGGCUCUGAGUACUUGUAUGAUGAUGAAGGAGAAAGCGAGAGAGGGGAUGACGGACCAGACUCUGCGGUGAGACAUCCAUCGCCACUCAUUGCUCCAGACCCCAGCACAACAGGCGCGUCGUCUCCGAUCUCAGAGGACUACCCAAGCUUGAAUGACAUAUUCACCCACUAUACAAAUUUCGAUCGUGAUGAUGACGAUCCUGUCCGUGUGCAUGACGAGGAACUGGACGAUACACGCUCGUCUGUAGCGGACCAUAUCUCGUCUUUGCCACCCUACGAACGAUUCUCGCCACCCGCUUCAUCUGGCCCUGGUCCAUCUUACGGCGCUCUGAGGCACGAUACUUUGAGUCCAGAGCUCGAGCAGCCUGUCGCGUCGACGUCGUCGGGGCCGGGAACGGCUAGUGAAGGGGAAGAACCACCAGCCAAAAAGCCCAGGGAAAGAAGAAGGCGGGAGAAGGUGGUUCAGGUGCAUACCUGCGAGAAAUGUUCGAAGACAUUCACACGUCGGAGUGAUUUGCAACGGCACAAUCGCAUCCAUACCGGCGAGCGGCCGUUCAUUUGCCCAGAAGAUGGCUGUGGCAAGACAUUCAUACAG
Messenger RNA from Postia placenta MAD-698-R-SB12, 1339 nucleotides. RefSeq lists its product as hypothetical. Gene Ontology annotation, biological process: regulation of transcription by RNA polymerase II. The transcript is spliced from 2 exons. NCBI's taxonomy places the organism in Eukaryota, Fungi, Basidiomycota, Agaricomycetes, Polyporales, Adustoporiaceae. The annotation marks the transcript as partial. The record is from RefSeq and is a predicted model, not a curated record. Gene Ontology annotation, molecular function: RNA polymerase II cis-regulatory region sequence-specific DNA binding; DNA-binding transcription factor activity, RNA polymerase II-specific.